Cordyceps militaris CM01 is the source of this 3588-nucleotide messenger RNA. RefSeq names its product protein kinase, putative. Gene Ontology annotation, molecular function: protein binding; protein serine/threonine kinase activity; ATP binding. The record is from RefSeq and is a predicted model, not a curated record. Bases 1 to 3588 code for a protein of 1195 amino acids. The transcript is spliced from 3 exons. Gene Ontology annotation, cellular component: cytoplasm. NCBI's taxonomy places the organism in Eukaryota, Fungi, Ascomycota, Sordariomycetes, Hypocreales, Cordycipitaceae. Gene Ontology annotation, biological process: autophagy; peptidyl-serine phosphorylation.
AUGGACGGCGAGGAGCCAACCCAAGCGGCGACGCAGCAAAUCGUCGACCCGCGCCGCGUGGGCCAGCAAAACACGGGCUUCACCGACGACGAGAUAUCCGACAUUGUAUGUAUCCUGUACCCGCACUCGGCGUCGGCCCGCCAAGAGGUGCAGCGGCUGGUGCGCGACGGGUCGCCGUUCAUCAUAGGCCGGGACGCGGCCGACGGCGUCGAGACGAGCCACGACCUCGACGACCGCGCGAGCCAGUUUGACUCGCACACGCUCGGCAGCGGCAGCAACGCCGGAGGUAGCGCCCACGCCAUUAUCCUGCGGCUGUCGACGGCGCCCAAGAACCCGCCGGCGGGCUUCGCCUUUGGCCGCAACCCGGGCCGCUGUGACGUCGUCUUUGCCAACGACCCGCUGCGCCGCGUCAGCAACAUUCACUUCCGCAUCUAUGUCAACGAGUUUGGCAACAUCAUGGUCGAGGACCAGUCCACCAACGGCACCUUUGUCGACAGCAAGCUGCUCUCGGCCCGCGCCAAGCCGGGGCCGCAGCAGGCCAGCCGCUGGGUGCUGUCGUCGGGCUCCGUCAUUAACAUUUUUUUGCACGAUGAGGCGAGGGACCUGACGUUUCGCGUGCGCAUUCCCCGCCGCGAGGGCGCCUACGAGGAGAGAUACCAGCACAAGGUGUUGGAGUACUACCAGCGCCAUCGCCUGCCCAUGGAGGGCGGCGCGCCUCCCGUGAAUCCCCCGAUGGCGGCGGUGGAGGCGCCGACGGAUCAUCUUGAUUUGUUUCGGACGGCGGGACAACCGCUGACAACACGGCGGCCGCCGCCGCAGCAGCAGCAGCAGCAGGGCGUGACGACGCAGAUGGCGGCUCCGCGCAUGGUCAAGCAGACGAGCACGCGGGAGUGGACGGGCUCAGGCAAGUACAACAAGGUGCGCUCGGUGGGCAAGGGCGCCUUUGCGGUCGUGUACAAGGUGACGGCGAAAUAUGAUGGCCGUCCGUAUGCCGCCAAGGAGCUCGAGAAGCGCCAUUUUAUCAAGAACGGCGUGCUGGACCAAAAGGUGGAAAACGAGAUGCGCAUCAUGCAGCGACUAAAUCAUCCCAACAUUGUACGAUAUAUUGAGAAUUUCGACUGGGACGAGCGCUUAUUCAUCAUCAUCAUGGAAUUUGUCCCGCAGGGCGAUCUGGGCAAGCUCAUUACCGCCCACGGGCCACUCAACGAGCAGGCCACGCAGGUCCUCGCCGUCCAGCUCCUGUCUGCCCUGCGCUACCUGCACAACUUUAACAUUACCCACCGCGACAUCAAGCCCGACAACAUCCUUAUCAACUCGCUGGAGCCGCUCGAGGUCAAGCUCACCGACUUUGGCCUGUCCAAGAUGAUUGACAGCGAGCAGACGUUUCUGCGUACCUUUUGUGGCACGCUGCUGUACUGCGCGCCCGAAGUCUACACGGAAUAUCUAGAGUACGACGAGAAUGGGUUCCGCACGCGCGGUAGGCCCUCGCGUCGCGCCCCGGGCCAGCGGUACAGCCACGCCGUUGAUAUCUGGUCCCUCGGCGGCGUCUUGUUCUACUGUAUGACAGGGGCCGCGCCGUACCCGGCCCGCUCCGUCACGAGCCCGUCGGAGCUUCUGCACCGCGUCAUGACGACGCCGUUGAAUAUCACGCCCCUGCAGCAGUAUGGCAUCUCGGAGGCAGGUGUUGACUUUUUGCGCGCCAUGCUCACGAGGAGGCCGGAGCACCGCGCGACGGUCGACGAACUGCAAGGUCAUCCCUGGCUUAUGGCAUUUGGGGAGACGAUUGAGGCGUCGCAGUCGUUUGACGACGUGACGGACGAUGAAGACUUUCCCGGUCAGGCGUCGCAGUUUUCCCAGGCACGGUACGACGACGAGGACCGGGUGAGCGAUUCAAUGGAUGAGGACUCGGAUCAGGAAAAUCCUACGAUUGUGCCGGGACGAGGACCGGCACAGCAGCAGCGGCUGUUUGGGGAGGUGGGCGUCUCGGCGAUUGGUAGCUCGGGCGUUAUUCCGGACGAGUACCUGAACUUGGUCCCUGGCAAUGGCAAUUUACCCCUUCCUGGCAUGUCGGAUCCGAACCUGGACGAGGCGUACAACUCGGCAGAGUCCUUUUACGACAGAAGUCCCGCGGGCGGUGGGCAAAACGUAGAGUCUUUGUCCAUAUUUCGUAACCAGUCGAUGGACCAGCUGCAGAGUCUUGUGGAGGAGGUUGCUUCCCAGAGCCUGGGGGGCGACGACACCAAGAUCAAGAAGAGCCCGUCCUCGCCCCACCGGUCCAUGACGUCGCUGGACCUGAAUACGAGUAAGCGAAAGCCCCCGUCUGUCGAGACGAGCGACGAGUUUGACGAGAAUACGCCUCCCGGAAAGCCGACGAUCAAGCGACUGCGGUCCGAGGGCCACGUGGACGCCGGCCUCAUCAGUGAUGAGAUGGCGGACGAGUACAAACUGCUGGCCAGCGUGCCGCCCAUUCCCUCCCUAGGCACGGGCCGCUCCGGCGACGACUGGCCGGUCAUCAAGGGCCAGUUUUGGACCGAUGACGUGGCCUCGUGGCACCUCGACUACCCCGAAAUGACGGAGCUGCAGCUGGCCAAGUUCAACGACGCGGCGAGCCACCGCGGCGAGGUCUUUCGCCCGGGCAUGACGCCACUGUGGGCGCUGGCCAUGAAGUACUUUCCGCCGACGCCGCGGCCCAACUCGCAACAGCCGACCACGUCGUCGCGGAACGAUAGGUAUCCCGCGACAGGCCCCGACGGCAGCUCGCAAGACGCGCCGCCGCCCUUUUCGCAGCUGGUGGUGCCCAUUGCCACGUCGGAAAUGGCGGCUAUGAUGGAGAGCGACCCGGCCUCAUGCAUUCGCGACAUUUCUAUCCCCAUCACUGAGCCGCUCGUGUCGUUUGGGCGCGGGCCGGAGAAUACAAAGGUGUACGAGCACAAGGCGGUGACCAAGGUGCCCAAGUAUGCGUUCAAAGUGCUGCUCUGGAAGGAAGGCUACGACCCGGGCAAGUUUGAGCUGCCGUGGCGGGCGAACCUGUCUGACGCGGAGCAAAAGGCCUUUCACUUUUGGAUUUCCACCAAGGCGACAAACGGCAUCCGCAUCAACGGCCGGUCGCUCACCUCUUCAAGUUUCAAGAGCCCGCACGAUCCGUCUGCGCACUGGACGCGACUGUUUGACGGCGACUCGAUUGUGAUUUGGCACGAUGGGUCCGGCACGGAUGGAAGCGAGACGAAGUUGACGUUUCGCUGCAACUGGGGAGGAUCGGCUGUGCGGCGCACGUCGACCUCGCUGGAGCUGGCGACGUCGCACGUGGCACGCAAGCUCAACAGCGGCUGUCAGCGGUUCGAAGCGCAGCGGCCCAAGAAUCGGAUGAGGAGGAAGGACGCGGCGGAUACGGCGGAGAGGAGGCGCUAUGUAGAGAGGGAGAGGCAGCGCAAUGUGCGGUUUGAGGAGGCGAGAAUGCGCGCGGUGGCGUAUCUGGCGUCGAGGCAGCCGCUGGCACCAGCGUCAAGACGGCAUUCCCCGGCGACGACGACGACGACGACGACGGGGGGAAGGAUGGGAGAUUCUACGAUGAGAGUCCCGAGGUGGUAG